Eufriesea mexicana is the source of this 770-nucleotide messenger RNA. Its product is annotated as chondroitin proteoglycan 2. The transcript has 5 exons. Gene Ontology annotation, cellular component: extracellular region. Lineage: Eukaryota; Metazoa; Arthropoda; Insecta; Hymenoptera; Apidae. The record is from RefSeq and is a predicted model, not a curated record. Gene Ontology annotation, molecular function: chitin binding. The coding region runs from base 9 to 770 and encodes 253 amino acids.
AGCUCGACAUGACCUCGACGAUGAUCAUUCGUUUGUUGAUUCCCUGCAGCAUUCUAGGCUUCGCGAGCUCUAUCAAUCAAAAUCGUUUCAUAGGAGCAAAUCAAGGAGAUUUUGCGUACACCAAUACCAAACAGCAAACUUCAAUUUCUUGUCCGGAAAGAAAUGGUCGAUUUCCUGUUCCAUCUGAAUGCGAUGCCUACAUAGAGUGCAUCGAUGGCGUACCUGAAGAAAAAUUAUGUCCCGAGGGACUCCUAUUUAAUCCAGAAGUGAGAUUCAAUUUUCCCUGUGGAUAUCCAAUAGACGUGGACUGCGAUGGAAGGCCUAAUCGACAGCCUCCGCAGCCAAGUGAAGAUUGUCCUCAUCAAUAUGGCUAUUUCAAGAUUGGAGACCAUCAAAAUUGUGGUCAGUUUAUGAACUGUGCCGAAGGAAGGGGCCACAUUUUCGACUGUCCUGAAGGAUUGGCAUUCAAUGCUGAAUCUUAUCGUUGUGACUGGCCUGAUCAGGUACCGGAUUGCGAUGCUGAAGCCUUCCUCGGCUUCCGGUGUCCAGAGGAACUUUCCAAUCCUGAACAUCGAUACCAGAUCCGAUUCUUCCGGAGUAUUCUAGACUGCCAGCGUUAUUACGUCUGCGUGAAUGGUCGGCCACGGUUGCAAAAUUGCGGUGCGGGAAGGGCUUUUAAUGAGCUCAUAGAUGCAUGUGAUGCUGCGGCGAAUGUCACCGGGUGUGACUCACUUCCACUGCAGCUUGAGAAGAAAACUAAGCUGUUUUAG